Molecule: messenger RNA, 597 nt
Organism: Cordyceps fumosorosea ARSEF 2679
Lineage: Eukaryota; Fungi; Ascomycota; Sordariomycetes; Hypocreales; Cordycipitaceae
Exons: 1
Coding region: 1-597 (198 amino acids)
Biological process (GO): transmembrane transport
Cellular component (GO): membrane
Molecular function (GO): transmembrane transporter activity
Source: RefSeq, a predicted model, not a curated record
AUGCUGGGCAUCCUGCUCCUCAGCGCCGACUUCACCACUUCGGCCCGGGCAGGCGCGGUCCUUCUGCAGCAAUAUGCUUCCAAACGCUUCGGGUGGGCCAUGGCCGAGACGUCAUUCCUAGCCUCCGUCAAGGGCGUCGUCAGCCUCUUCCUCACGGCGGUCGUUCUUCCCGCCGUCAGCCAGGUCUUGCUGGUACGGUUCAGGCUACCGCCCAUGAUCAAGGAUUGGUGGAUGACCAUCGGUAGCCUGUGUGCCGCUGUCCCUGGGGGUGCCUGUCUGACCGUCGCGGGGAGCAGCACCCUCUUCGUCACCAGCCUAGUCAUUCUUCAGCUGGGCGGCGGCUAUGAGUUCACGUUUGGCGGCAUGACGUCGGAGAUGGUGGACCCGUCUCAUAUUGCCGUGCUCUUUACCGUGCACUCCGUCUUCAUGAUGCUGAGUGAGGUCGCGGCUGGUGCCGUCCUCGCUGCCGUCUUUAGAAAGGGCCUCGAGCUCGGCAAUGGGUGGAAGGCUUUGCCGUUCUUUGUCGCAACCAUUCUAUUCUGCGUGACAUUGGUUAUUACAUACUCUGUGCGACUGGGUAAGCACUCGAAAAGGUAG